Messenger RNA from Nylanderia fulva, 5838 nucleotides. RefSeq names its product TLD domain-containing protein mustard (gene mtd). Lineage: Eukaryota; Metazoa; Arthropoda; Insecta; Hymenoptera; Formicidae. Gene Ontology annotation, cellular component: nucleus. Gene Ontology annotation, biological process: response to oxidative stress. The record is from RefSeq and is a predicted model, not a curated record.
GCGUUCGUACGCGCUUAGUUGCUGCGAUACUCGAUUCACGUGACGGCCGUCGAUCGAACGUGCCUUUCGAGUUUCAUCCCGCGCCUUCGAUCCUUUCGACGUGCGAAUAUUUACAUACCUAUACAUGUGAUGUGCGUGCGUGUCUUCCGUUCGUCCGACAACGAGAGCGAGUAACCUCGAGGAAGGAAUAAAAAAAAAAAAAGACGUGAAGAAAAGAGUCUGUUAUUUAUUACGUGCAUGUUUGGAGAAAAUAAAUGAAAUAAAAAAAAAAAAAAACGGAAAAGAGGAAUAUAUAUAUUUAUUUAAUUGAUGAUGAUGAUGACAGGUGACCAGAAACGGAGCAGUUCUUCGCCUUAGAUUAGGCACACGCAGAGAUAAAUAAAUAGAUAAGCGGCCGAGUCUGUCUGGGGUUAAAUAAUCGUGUAUAGAGCUGUAUUAUAUAUAUAUACCCCUCUACUUUCGGAGCACUUACACAAAUAUGCGUGCACACACGUCUAUCUGGUAGCGUCGUCGGCGUCGGGAGUGAAAAGGCGGUCGACCGCUUCAGCUGCUUUCACCGACGACGAGCCGCGCCAGGUGGAAUUAAAUUAAUGCCGCCAAUUGCGCUUUAACGUUCCAUUUCGUCGUCCGCGUGCCUAUUUUCUUUCUCUCUCUCUUUUUAUCCUCGUGAAAAAUGACGUUCGCCCCAUAAUCGAUAAUUAUCAUCGAGUACAUUCCUCGUUUCUCCGCUCGAACGAACCAGGUCAAUGUGUCGAUGUGAAAAGUCGAUUAUCGUCUCGCCACGAUUGGAAUCGUGAAUUUCACGUAUAGAUCCAAAUCGGCCGGUACGUAACGUUCGACCAAAUUGACAGUGACAACGAGAGAUUUCCUUUGGUAUUUUGAAGUUUGCGCACACCGCAAAGUGGUAACCUUCGGCGAAACCUCUCUCGUCAGUGUGUAAUGUUGAAUCAACCGCAAGACACUCGUUCUCGUGUAUAUUCAUUCUCUCGUCCGUGGAUAUAUAUAUCUAAUCUGUGAGUAUAGGAAAAAUCCCUUCACUAAUUCGGUCAACGCCGUCGCGAGAUAACCGAAUCGAUUCUACUGACAGAAGAUAUCAAGAAUCCCCGAUUUGUAUUUGAUUUCAUCCUCGUCUUCGACGACCUCGCUGUCGCAAUAAGACAUUAACCCGGCAUUAGGCGGAAUCGCUGAGGAAAUCAGCAUCUCUCAACGCCGCCGGUCUCUACAGCCGAGUAAAUACUUAAUCUAGACGCGAGUUGACCUUAGACGUGACCCCGAUACAAGAUACCACUCUCUGCGAUGCGCAGUACGCGAUUGUGAACUGUUUGUCGGUCGCACGUGGAGAUUCCGCUAGGAUGGAAACAGCGAGCAAGAUGUACAUCAGCACCAACGAGCCGCAGAACGGUCACGCGACCACCAAGUUCGCCUCGACCAACUCCAUCCCGGCGAUGAUGGAGCAGGAGUCGUCGUUGGCGAGGAUCCUGAACGCGGUCAGGCCGCGCGAGAACGCGGCGAUUCUGCGGGACUCGAACAAGAAUCGCCGACACAGCGUCCUCGAGGAUCUGAAGGCACGACGGGACAGCCUCUUUCAGAAGGCUCGUCGAGCCAGCGUGUUCGAAGACAGGGACAGUGCCAAGAGCGUCGUCAAGGACAACGCCAAGGACGCGAAAGACAAGCCGAAGGAGAAAAGAAGGAGCAGCGACAGCGGCAGGAGAAACUCGGUGUUCUACGUGUCCGAGGAUCUGCUGGAGGAGAAUCAGGAGCUACCGGGAAACGAGGAUUGCGAUCGCGCGAUUCAGGAAGCCAAGAAGGGUCGCCGCAAGUCCUGGCAUCCGCUUGUUAAACCGCCCAAGUUGGAUCGGAAGAGGAGGAAGGGCGUGUCCGGUGUUCCCUCGCAGACCGGAAGCACGGAAGGGCUUUACUCGCAAAGUUAUCCCAGGCAGAAGAGACCGUCCUGGUGGAACAUCUUUGUACCGGACUCGGUCGUCAGGUCCAGGCGAAUGUCCCAGGAUGUCACCACUUCGAAAUCAACGGAGAACCUUACAAUGUCUUAUUACAGGAGCAAGAGCCGUAGCGUGGAUCAUGGACUUUCGCCACCCUUCGAUUUGGAUUCUUUGCGGAACAAGGUCGAAGGACGCUUCGAAUCUGUGGAUAAACUCGCGAAAGAUUCCGAUAACGAGAGCAAAGAUGGUUCCACCACGCAGGAGAAGAAGCACGGUCGUGUCUCGCAGCCUAUCAACACUAUUGCUUACACAGUGGGCGACAGAGACACACUUACGUCGGUGGCGGCGCGAUUCGAUACGACGCCGUCCGAGCUGAGCAAAUUGAACAGGCUCGGAAGUACUUUCAUUUAUUCCGGUCAGCAAUUAUGGGUCCCGGCGAAAGGAGAAGGAUGCCCUGGAGGAGGAUCGACCACCGACGCGCCUAGUCCUGAUCCUUGCCACGAUCAUGAGUCCCAGGACGACUUGCCACCGGAAGAAAAAGAACUUUUGGACAAUCUAAGACCAGUGUCACCAAAACCAGGCCAUAUGGAACGUAUAAAGACACCUCUUGGAACUUCCAGUGGAACUGCGGAUGAAGAUGAGCAACCAUUUAGAGAAAGAUUUUUGAAAAUCAAUGUCAGGCAUAUCACAGAUGGCCAGGGUGUAGUUGGUGGUGUGUUGUUAGUUACGCCAAAUGCAGUGAUGUUUGAUCCUAAUGUAUCUGAUCCUCUUGUUAUUGAGCAUGGUGCUGAAUCUUAUGGAGUGAUUGCGCCGAUGGAGUUUGUAGUUAAUGCUGCAAUUUAUUAUGACAUUGCGCAUAUGAGGGUCUCCCAUACUGAGUCCAGCCAUUUGGAAAAACCUGAAAUUUAUUACAUGAAGAAACCCCAAGUAGAUAAUCGUAAAUGCCAAUCUCCAGGGAAGGAUGAGAAUUUUCCUGAAUUAGCGGGUGAUGAUAGUGAGAGUGUAUGUAGCUGUGCAGAGAGAGAUGGCGAUGCUUUUCCAAAGGCCUUUGAAAGAGAACUUGUAACUCCCACUAAUCUUCAAAGUGAGGAGAAUUCGACCAAAGAGAAAGAGAAAGAGAAAGAUAAUGAGAAAGAUAGUGACAAAGAAUUUUGCAGUGGUGGCCAAGCUAGUAGAACAUUAGAAGAACGCAGACGUUCCAUGCUUGAUCAUCACUGGGCAGUUCCUAGUAAAGAUCGAACAUUUUCUGUUGAUGACGAGCAACAAGAUUCAUUAAAUUCUGAUAAGACGGAACCAGCUAAAUCAAAUGCCAUUCCCGAAGACGAAGAAGGAUCUCUAGUCAAAUUGUCGUGCCAUGAUUCUGGUAUCGAUAUCCGUGAUCCUAAUCCACCAAUUCCGGUAGUUCAGCCUAUGCCAUCGAAAAAAGUGUACUCAGAUGCAGAUAUUGUUUUAUCCUCCGAUUGGGUCCCUCCGAUAACGAUAGCGCCAACGAAUGUUACAAGCACGUUAGAAACCGGUCCUACUACUAUUAAUGGUAGAAAGAAAGCCAGUUCGGUAUCUUUUAGCUUAGAGAGUAAUGCAGAGGAGCCCGAAAAGGAUGAAGAGCACAAGGAAGACGAUAAACAGGAAACUCGAAGGAACAAGAUGCUAAAACGUCUAUCAUAUCCAUUAUCCUGGAUGGAAGGUUUAACUGGAGAAAAGGAAGAUGAAAGCAGCAAAUCCAUCUCUGACAAGGUACCGAGCCUUCCGAACAGCGCUGAUUCCCAUCACUCUUCUGUUUUCAGCAAAGUUUUCUCAAGCUCGCCGAUCAACCUGGUGAGUGACUUUAGCUCCGGCCUGUUUGCUAAAACCCCCAGCGAAGAGAGUGGCGGUAGAGCGGGUGGAACUCCUCCGCUUACCGCCUCCUCUCUCUCCCAGGACUCCAGCAAUUUCUCACCUGGUCCAGGAGGCCUCAUCGGACGCUCUUCCGUAGGUACCUUUAUUCGACAGCAACCUUUAACAUCCUCCGGUAGCAGCAGCGUUGAUAGCAGUCGAGGUAGUAAAACUUCGACAAUGGCACCGCGAUUGGAUUACCGCAGUAUGGUCUCGGUCGAGGAUAUGCCAGAAUUAUUUGUGAGUUUCGACAAAUUGAUUCCACGGCCCGCACGUUCCUGCGAAGACCCACCGUUGUACCUGAGACUACGAACGGGAAGACCAAAGGAUAAGAAGAUUCCGCGAUCGACGCCAAUUAUGAGCUAUGGCAAAAAGAAACUGCGCCCCGAAUACUGGUUCAGCGUGCCACGCAACAGAGUGGACGAUCUGUAUAGGUUUAUUCACGCGUGGGUGCCGAAUCUCUACGGCGAACUGGAUGAGAAUUACUGGCGGGAACGCGGCUACAUUCUGUCAGAUACCGAUACGGACCUGUCACCGGAAUUGUCGCCCCAAGAAAGCGGCGAGGGCGCGGAUUCCACCGAAGAGAGCAAAACUCGCGAUGGACAAGGCGAUGACAUCACCGAAUUGACAAGGGAGUCCUGGGAGUUGAUCAAGGCCCCCUACGUAAAGCUGUACAGCAUCCUGAAGACUUCGAGCACGUCGGCCGAUUCCGAGCAGAUCCAGGAUUCGGAGGUACUGUCUAUGAGCGAGGAAGUGAGGCGAGUCCUCUACGCGAACAGUGCCAUCUCCUUAGACAACGAUGUCAUCGUGCCUGAUCUCAUCGGUACGACGGAAAUACUCAGCGAGGAGCACAGGGAACAGCUCUGUCGUCAUCUGCCCGCCAGGGCAGAGGGUUAUCAAUGGACUCUCGUCUUCAGCACCAGCCAGCAUGGCUUCAGUCUCAACAGCAUGUAUCGAAAAAUGGCAAAGAUCGAGAGUCCGAUCUUGUUAGUUAUCGAGGACACCGAAGGCAAUGUGUUCGGUGCAUUAACCUCGUGCGCCUUACACGUAAGCGAUCACUUUUAUGGCACCGGCGAGUCCCUUCUCUUCAGGUUUUCGCCAAAGUUCCAGUGUUUCAACUGGAGCGGCGACAAUCUAUACUUCAUCAAAGGCAACAACGAGAGCUUAGCAAUCGGUGCCGGAGAUGGCAAAUUCGGACUCUGGUUGGACGGUGACCUGUAUCAAGGCAGAACGCAGGCCUGCAGUACCUACGGCAACGAACCGUUAGCGCCGCGCGAAGACUUUGUCGUCAAGACACUGGAAUGUUGGGCAUUCAUAUAGGACACGGCCUCAUACCCUCAGCCUGUCGCUCCUUCGCCCUCACCGCAGCCUAAUUUAACCUGAACUCGUGAGUCUCACGAAGGUUUCGCUCCCCCUCCCCUUGUCUAGGAGAGAUUAGAGGAAGACUAAUGAUUCUAAGAGAUUGUCAGGCAAGUUAAAUCGUAUCGAUACCGAUAUGUUGCCACGAUACCGAUUACCUCGAUCGUCAUUUGGGAAACCCUCGCCCAAUGUUAGACAGGAUGAUGAUUCUCCCAGAAGAAAAGAAUGAAUCGUCAGUGUCGGCAUGAAGGGACAACGAUGACAUUACCUGAAGAUGGUGAAAUUGACGAGAAGCAGCCUCGAAAGGGAUGCGGACGGUAAAAAGAAAGAGGCUGUCAUCCGAAAUUAUAUGCGAUCGUAGCGCGUGCCAUUAACACGCGGACAUAGAUACACCACAUAGCUACUGAUUAUCGUUAAUUGUCCCUCACUCCUCUAUCUUUUUUAGUUGGCGUAUUUAUUCUAUUUUUUAUAUUCUAUUUGAAUGAUCUUCGCUCGUUAAUUUGAUUUUGUAAGUUGGCCGAGAGUCGAAGAAUUAUGAUUACUUUAUACUGAUAAUCGUUACUUCGAACUAGUCGUGAGUUUAUGACACCUCUAACGCCGAUAUAAAGAUAAUUAUGAUGAUAAAGAUGAUGGUGAUGAUGAUGGUGAUAAUUAAGCUGAUAAUGAU